Aspergillus ibericus CBS 121593 is the source of this 657-nucleotide messenger RNA. RefSeq lists its product as uncharacterized. The record is from RefSeq and is a predicted model, not a curated record. The transcript is spliced from 2 exons. Lineage: Eukaryota; Fungi; Ascomycota; Eurotiomycetes; Eurotiales; Aspergillaceae. Bases 24 to 524 code for a protein of 166 amino acids.
UUUCCCUUGGAAUAUAAUCCAAAAUGGCCACCGCUCAAGCCGAAAAACCGGCCACCAAAACCUUUGCCAAUGACCCCGACGACGUCUCUGACUACGACUCCGAGGAUGACUACCCCUCUGAUGAUAACACGCAAGCCCCCCAACAGCAACAGCAGCAGCGACGCCGUCGUCGUCCCCAGCGUCAGCAACCGGAAGAGGAGGAGGAUGAUACCUACCUCUCCGACGAGUACUCGGAUGACUACGAUGACUACGACGAUGAGGAUGAUGACUACUACGAUGAUGAAGAUGCAGAUGAUGAAGUCCAAGCCAUGGAGCGCUACCAGCCCACCACGAUCAGCAGCCGGGAUAACGUGCCUCAGCAGCCGAUCGCGAACGGCGGCAUGCAAACUGCAGAACAAGAGAAAACCGGGAAUGACUGGGAGGAUCAAGAUGGGAUGAAGCUGAAGUUGGAGCUGAAUUUGGACAUUGAAGUGGAGUUGAAGGCUCAUAUCCACGGUGAUCUGACCUUGUCGUUGCUCGCAUGAUCGGCAUCUUCUAUUCGAUUCCCUAGAUAUGUUCCGUCGGAUAUAUCGCCCGCCAACGAGGCUGUUAAAUUUCCGGAAGCGACAUCUUUUCGCCACCAAUGCUGUGGUGGUUGGUGGUUGGUUCCUGGCGAUC